Schistosoma bovis is the source of this 1709-nucleotide messenger RNA. The record is from the annotation of a GenBank genome assembly. NCBI's taxonomy places the organism in Eukaryota, Metazoa, Platyhelminthes, Trematoda, Strigeidida, Schistosomatidae.
AAUAUCUACUGAUUAUUACAUCAUUCCUGCAGCCCAUUCUGGCCGUGGAUCACGUUAAAUCGUUUGCUUCCAUGUCAACGACGGUUGUAGGCCAGAGGCCGGCUCCUCAUCGCCCUUUCCGCGGUUUAGUUCAAGUGGGCUACACUCCUUCACGAGCUACACCCCCAGCCACGCCUGUUGAUGCGACGACAACGCGUGAGGAGGCGCUUCUUGCAACUUCCGUCAAUGGAUGUAUUACUGGUGUCAGUCAUAUAAAACCUUUCUUCCUACCCCCUCGUGGUCAAGGAGAGGGAAAUCAUGGCUCUGUGGAGAAAGGUUUGGGCUACGGGGCAUUCGGAGUUGUUUGGUCAGUUAUCGAUCCACGUGAUGGUCAAAAAGUGGCACUCAAACGCAUACCACGGGUUUUUCAUAAUCCUAUUACAGCUAAACGUGUUCAUCGGGAAUUAAAAAUGCUCUCUUGUCUUAAACAUGAAAAUAUUGUAAAUUUAAUCGAUGUAGUCAAAUCGGAAAGUUAUUUGAAUUUCGAAGAAAUUUACUUUUUGUUUGAAUUAAUGCAAACGGAUCUGCACAAAAUUAUUGUCUCACCACAGCCAUUAUCUUUAGACCAUGUGAAAAUAUUUGUUUAUCAAAUAUUACGAGGUUUAAAAUAUCUUCAUUCAGCUCGGAUUAUACAUCGUGAUAUUAAACCAGGAAAUAUGUUGGUCAAUUCGAACUGUCUGCUAAAAAUAUGUGAUUUUGGUUUGGCACGAAUUGAUGAUCCAUUUGGAGAGGCUGUUCUUACACAAGAGGUUGUUACACAAUAUUAUCGAUCGCCGGAACUACUUAUGGAAGCAACACGUUAUUCAUAUGCCGUAGAUAUUUGGAGUGUUGGAUGUACUUUUGCUGAACUAUUAGGUCGACGUAUUCUAUUCCCAGCUCGAAGUCCUUUAGAACAAUUAGAACUGAUUAUUAAUCUUACUGGAAGUCCUAGUCCUGGAGAUUUAGAAAGUUGUCAUCCAGAUGCAUGUUGUUUUGUACUUUCAUCAAGGUUACGUGAUCCCAAUCUUUCUAUUCUUUAUGCUCUUACACCUGAUGUGAAUGAAUUAACUGUUCAUCUAUUGGGUAGUAUGCUCAAAUUCAAUCCGCGUCAGCGCAUUUCUGCUACCGAUGCAUUAAAUCAUCCAUUUCUGGAAGAAGCACGUCUACGUUAUCAUUCAUGUAUGUGUUCUUGUUGUCAUGAUGUCACAUUGAACUCUGUCAAUGAUGAUAAUGUUCAAACAACAGCUGGAUUUUGUUGUGCUCCAUCAUCAUCAGCCUCAUCAUCAUGUGCUUCAUCAUCGACUCCGUCGUCUGAUUCAAUACAAAGUAUUAAUGGAAAAUGUGUGCAUAGAUAUGAAGCGAAAACUGCUGCUAAUGCUAUGCCAUCAGGUAGUGGGAAUUCAACAUUUUCUUCUAAUGCUACUAACACCAGUGGUCCUACACCUAGAAGACGUUAUUUUCAUGAUCUUGAUCCAAUUUGUUCAAUUCUACUUCCACUUGAUUUAGAUUCAGGAUUUCGUCGUCUCUCCGAUGCUAAACGUGUUUUAUGGGAUGGUAUACAAGAAUAUUAUCGUCGAGAUGAUCGGUUAACAAGGGUUGUGCUCAAUCGAAAUGCUGCCAAUUACAACAGUUUUAUUAAUUCUUCAGUUGCACAAGCCAAAGAAAUCCCUGCUAGUCAUCGUUGGCAUUAA